Trichoderma harzianum CBS 226.95 is the source of this 363-nucleotide messenger RNA. RefSeq lists its product as hypothetical. Lineage: Eukaryota; Fungi; Ascomycota; Sordariomycetes; Hypocreales; Hypocreaceae. The annotation marks the transcript as partial. The transcript has a single exon. The record is from RefSeq and is a predicted model, not a curated record.
AUGACUGAUGAGGAUGGCACCAACGGGCUUGGGUUUGACGACCCAAGCUUCGGCUUCAUAGGCGGUGGCCCCGGGCCUCUCGAUGGAAUCUCAGAUGCUCCCAACUACGGCGGCGAUCCCUCGGCUGCCUUCCUUGACGCUGGAGUCUGGCCUCUAGACGCCUCAUCUCAGGCCAACUCGUACGACAUUAGCAGCAACACCACCCUCUCUUCAGCCCAGCCAGGAUACGUGUCCCCGUCCUGGCCAGCCCCAACUUUUGACCCGCGACAGCAGCAACAACAGCAGCAGCAGCAGCAGCAGCAACCCGACUCUAUCGCCUUUGGCCUACCCAACAUUGACCCUGCGUCAGUCUUCCUCCCCGGC